CGCGCCGGCGCCAUGGAGACAGUCACAAGACGCUCGCGCCCGGCGCGCCAGCCAAUGGGAGCGCACGUCGCGGGGAGACGCGGACGUCGCUCUUCCAAGAUGGCGGCGCGUCCGUCGCGAGCAGCCGGGCCGGGGGGAAGCCAGCGAAGCCGAGUAAAGCCGCCGCCCGGGACAGGACUGAAGCAGCAGUUGCCGCCGUUGGCGGCGGCCCGGGCAGUUUCCGCUGCUGCUACGGCUGUUGCCAUGCGGCGAGGCUAGGGAGGACCUCACUCCCUCGGGGUGUAAUGAUGUUAACAGAGGCCAGUCUAUCCAUAUGGGGAUGGGGAAGCCUCGGCAUUGUCCUUUUUCUAAUAACCUUUGGACCCUUUGUAAUAUUUUAUUUGGCAUUUUAUAUCCUCUGCUUUGUGGGAGGGGGUUUAGUGGUUACGCUUCUGUAUGGGAAAACUAACUCAGAAAAAUACCUAGAGCAGUGUGAACACUCAUUUCUUCCUCCAACAUCAUCUGGGGUUCCUAAGUGCUUAGAAGAAAUGAAACGAGAAGCCAGGACUAUAAAGAUUGACAGAAGAUUGACUGGUGCCAAUAUAAUUGAUGAACCUCUCCAGCAAGUUAUCCAGUUUUCCUUGAGGGAUUAUGUCCAGUACUGGUAUUAUACAUUAAGCGAUGAUGAGUCAUUUCUUCUUGAAAUUAGGCAAACUCUUCAAAAUGCACUUAUUCAGUUUGCUACUAGGUCAAAAGAAAUAGACUGGCAGCCUUAUUUUACUACACGCCUUGUAGAUGAUUUUGGCACUCACCUACGAGUAUUCAGAAAGGCCCAACAGAGAGUGACAGAGAAAGAUGAUCAAGUAAAAGGUACAGCAGAGGAUCUGGUAGAAACCUUUUUUGAAGUUGAAGUUGAAAUGGAAAAGGAUGUUUGCCGGGAUCUCGUAUGCACGUCUCCCAAAGAUGAAGAAGGAUUCCUAAGGGAUUUGUGUGAGGUUUUAUUAUAUUUAUUGCUACCUCCUGGAGAUUUUCAGAGCAAGAUCAUGCGAUACUUUGUCAGGGAAAUCCUUGCACGAGGAAUUCUUCUUCCAUUAAUAAAUCAACUCAGUGAUCCUGAUUAUAUUAAUCAAUAUGUCAUAUGGAUGAUCCGCGAUUCAAAUUGCAACUAUGAGGCCUUUAUGAACAUUAUUAAAUUAAGUGACAAUAUUGGAGAGUUAGAGGCAGUCAGAGAUAAGGCAGCAGAAGAGCUACAGUACCUUAGAUCUUUAGAUACAGCCGGUGAUGAUAUUAACACUAUCAAAAAUCAAAUAAAUAGCUUAUUAUUUGUAAAGAAAGUAUGUGACUCAAGAAUACAGAGGUUACAGUCAGGCAAAGAAAUAAAUACUGUGAAGCUAGCAGCAAACUUUGGGAAACUUUGUACAGUCCCACUGGACAGCAUUCUUGUAGACAAUGUUGCACUACAAUUUUUUAUGGAUUAUAUGCAGCAAACUGGAGGCCAAGCACAUCUCUUCUUUUGGAUGACAGUAGAAGGAUACCGGGUUACAGCCCAGCAGCAGCUAGAGGUUCUGUCAAGUCGUCAGAGAGAUGGCAAACAGCAGACCAACCAAACCAAAGGUCUUUUAAGAGCAGCAGCUGUUGGAAUUUAUGAACAGUAUUUAUCUGAAAAGGCAUCUCCAAGAGUUAUUGUUGAUGACUGUUUAGUAGCAAAAUUAGCAGAUACUUUGAAUCAUGAAGAUCCAACUCCAGAAAUCUUUGAUGACAUUCAAAGAAAGGUAUAUGAAUUGAUGCUACGAGAUGAAAGAUUUUACCCUUCCUUUAGGCAGAAUGCGCUCUAUGUGCGAAUGCUAGCUGAGCUUGACAUGUUAAAAGAUCCUAGUUUCCGCGGAUCAGAUGAUGGGGAUGGAGAAUCUUUUAAUGGAUCUCCUACAGGAAGCAUAAAUUUGUCUUUAGAUGACCUUUCAAGUGUGACUUCUGAUGAUUCUGUACAACUUCAUGCCUACAUUUCAGACACUGUAUAUGCUGACUAUGACCCAUAUGCUGUGGCAGGCGUUUGUAAUGAUCAUGGCAAGACAUACGCACUGUAUGCCAUCACUGUACACCGGCGCAACCUAAACACUGAGGAGAUGUGGAAGACCUAUCGGCGGUACAGUGACUUCCAUGACUUCCACAUGAGAAUCACUGAGCAGUUUGAAAAUCUAUCAAGCAUAUUGAAGCUUCCUGGUAAAAAGACGUUUAACAAUAUGGAUAGAGAUUUUUUAGAAAAGAGGAAAAAGGAUUUAAAUGCCUAUUUGCAGUUACUCUUGACUCCUGAAAUGAUGAAGGCAUCCCCAGCAUUGGCUCACUGUGUCUAUGAUUUCCUUGAGAACAAAGCCUACAGUAAAGGGAAGGGUGAUUUUGCUCGAAAGAUGGAUACUUUUGUAAAUCCACUUCGCAACUCUAUGAGGAAUGUUUCAAAUGCAGUCAAAUCCCUUCCUGAUAGUUUGGCAGAAGGAGUGACAAAAAUGUCAGACAACGUGGGCAGAAUGUCAGAGAGAUUGGGGCAAGACAUAAAGCAGUCGUUUUUUAAGGUCCCUCCUUUAAUUACAAAGACUGAUUCAGAUCCUGAACAUUGUCGAGUCUCAGCUCAGCUUGAUGAUAAUGUGGAUGACAACAUUCCACUUAGGGUAAUGCUGCUUCUAAUGGAUGAGGUGUUUGACUUAAAAGAGAGAAAUCAGUGGUUGAGAAGGAAUAUCAAGAAUUUACUCCAGCAGCUUAUUCGAGCUACAUAUGGUGAUACUAUUAACAGGAAAAUAGUUGACCAUGUUGACUGGAUGACCUCACCAGAACAAGUAGCAGACUCGGUGAAGCGUUUCAGAGAUGCAUUUUGGCCCAAUGGUAUUUUAGCAGAGACUGUUCCAUGCAGAGAUAAAGCUAUUCGAAUGAGAACAAGAAUUGCAGGAAAAACAAAAUUAUUUGCAAUUAUGCCAGAUGAACUGAAGCACAUUAUUGGAGCUGAGACAACACGGAAAGGUAUUCUUCGUGUUUUUGAAAUGUUUCAGCACAACCAGCUAAAUAGGAGAAUGGUGUAUGUCUUCUUAGAAGGCUUUUUAGAAACCCUGUUUCCACAGUAUAAAUUUCGUGAACUUUUCAACAAACUUCAUUCAAGGUCAAAGCAAAUGCAGAAAUAUAAACAAAAACUUCAAAGUACUCAAGCGCCUUCUUUACAAAAAAGGUGACACUCCAACUUAUGAAGCUGGUGUUCAUUUUGUCCAGGACUAACGGUGUGGACAGAUCUUCCGGGUGUAACUCACAUACUGUCGUGUCUGCACCAGUCUUUCCAUGUCUCAAAACAGAUUACUAGUACAUCGUAAGACUGGUUCUUCUCAUUCUCAACUGUAAUCCAGCCACUACCAAGAGAGAUUCCUGUGUCUUACAUGAUUUGGUGCAUAAUUUGCAACAUUGAGAGGAUACUGCCCCAUCUCGUUCAAGAAUGGAGUUGGUCUCUUCUGUUCCAAACUAAUCAGCGUUCUCUCCCAGUGCCAGAGCGUGUGUGCGUGCGUGCGUGCGUGCGUGUGUGUGUGUGUGUGUGUGUGUGUGUGUGUGUGUGUGUGUAUGUUUGUGUGAGAGCUGAGGGAAGCACAAAGCAGCUGGUCCUAGGUAACUUAGCUAACUAGUGUAGUAACUGCAGACCGCAGCGCAUACUUGGAGAAAUUUGUUUCACUCAAGGAUCUUGUGGGUCGUCAGCAUUUUGCUAUCAUGUGGGUUAGCAGGUGAAUGAUCUUUAGAACAAUUGUUCAAUUGUUUCAAGGAGGCCUGGGCAAAGUGAGAGAAAGAAUGCCCUUAGUGUAGGAAAAGCCCUUCCCAAAUUACUGUCUUGUGUAAAGUAAAGCACUAUAAAAUAAAACCAAUCAAAACCAGAAUUUGAUUGGAUUUAUUACUCAUUGAUAGAAAUGUUUCUUGAUCUUCCUUUCUGUGCGCCGUAGGGCUCGGCUUUGCUCUACAGUGCUCAACUCUCCAUUUCUCCUUUGGCGUUCUGUGCAGAAGAAGCAUGUGGUAGCUCUCUUAUGAGUUCAAAUUUUUUUUAAUCUUUUAACAGAUUACUGAUUAUAUAGAAGGGAAAUUAUUUAUUGUAAGAACUGCCAAAUACAUUGUCCUUCUAAAAAUUGGAAAUUAAAACAGUACUCUAUUGAAAGUUACCAUAUGAUAACUUUAAAUUGUAUGAUCUAGACAUGCCUUAGGUAACUACCAAUAUAGCAAAUCAAAGGAUUAAUGAGCUUAUAGUCCUAUGUAAACAUACAGAUGCCUAAUUCUACUAUGUGUACAUAUAUGAAAAUAAAUAAUGAAAACAGAACUGUACUAUUUUUAAAAAUAUGCUUUUAUUUAUAUUUCGCAUAAUGUAAAAUUCUAAAUAAAGCUAGUACACAAACCCCUUUGGUGUAUACAUUUACGCCCUAAUAUUUUAUAUCAGUGAGACAAAAUACCUUUUCCAGUUGUGAAGCCUUUGCAUUUCCUAGUGUUCUCUCCAUUUUGUCCAUUAGGAAGUCUUCAUAUCCCAUAUAUGCAGGAUUUCUGUACUUUUAAAUACUUCCUAUGACUAAAGGUUUGGAUAUAUCAGCUCUUUUUGUUUAAAAAAUAUUUAACACUAAAACCUUAAAAUAGUGAAACUACUUUUUAGACCACUGAGCCAGUAUCCUGAUAUUUAAAGAACGUUUGGGUGCUUGUUGUAAAGGGACAGAGUAUUGAUAAUCCAGUUAUUUGGGAGCUUGGAAAUUGGAAUGGGACUUUUGUCUUACUUUCAGCCAGAUCCUCCUUACCCAGUGAAGCCCUGUAAUAAGAGGGAGGCCAUCCUGUGAAGCUUUAUGACGUUAUCAGUGCUGUGUGCAUAGGUGUCGUGUGCACACACUCAGCAUGUGCUGCAUGUCUUUCAGAGUUACAUAAGUAAAACCCCUUUUCAAAACUUGCAAGUGAGGAAAGAUUCUGUUUUUCUGUCAGAAGAAAUGUUUCCUGUACUCAGCAUAAGCUCCAGCCCUGCCCUGCCCUGCCCCUCCCUGCCCUGCUCUGCCAGCCCUUCCUUGGCCCCAGGCUUAAAAUUGGAUGCCUCAAGUCUGUAGGAAGCCUCAGCAUGGCCACAAGUGCAAUAAUUUCAUACAUAGCCUCCCGUUUCAGUCAUAUUUUUUACAUAAAUACAUUUAAGUAUAUACAGAAGGAUUUAUGCAAGAGCCCAGUGUGUACAUGUGAAAAGUUUUUCUAUAUAAAGUGAAAAAACUGUCAACCAGGGGAAAGAGGUCAUGUAAAAUGCAGAUUCUUCUAACAGCCCUGCAAGACAACUGCAACCACACCGAAACAAAACAGAGAGCAAAACCAAAACUAUUUGAAGAAAUAGUUUUUUAAAGGGAAUUUUUGUUGAGAAGCAUUUAUAUUUCAGGAGCAGAAAUGUCAAAUGGCCACGGGUCUCUGCACAUCUGUAUUCUACAACAAAGAGUGUGGUCGUGCUGUAGCUACAGAUAACCUAGGCUCGGACCCACUGCGCAGAGUAUUUAACCCAUAAGUAAAGUACAGUGUUCUACAUUUAAUAAAAUUACUAUAUUUUGUGCAUUUGUUGCUCAGAUGAACAUAGACACAAAGAGGCUUUAUGUCCUUUGCUGAAUGCUUUAAGUCAGUGGUGCCUUUAGGCAAGAGCGUCAAAAUUAAUCAUUCUUUGGGGUUUUCUGAUAUUUUUUCAGGUAGUGUAAAACUACAAAGAAACCAUCACAGCUUCUUCACCUAAAGUUUAAGUGUAUGACUUAAACGUAACCCUUAGAUGAGCAUUUCCUAUAAUUCAAGUGUUCCAUGUAGUUGCUAGAGACAGUUGUGCCAUUGACCGGUGGAUGGAUGCACUUUGUUAGCCUUAAUUUAAAAAAAAAAAAAAUUCUUGAAUAUAUCAGUUUGAUCACUACAAGUUUGCUGCAGGUGUUUGGGGAAAAAAAAACAGUUAAGUGCAAUGAAAGUGUACCUUUUUUUUUUUUUUUUUAAGAAACUAAGAACAACAUAAUUUUCAAAAUCUACCAUUUUAAUUUUGUGCAAUAUUUUCAUUUAAUGCAUGUUUAAGUAAUUGUAAAAUAACACAUUUUUAAUGUUUUGAGAUCUAAUUUAACUGUAUUCUUAACCCAACAACUUCAUUCUGUUGUUGCUGCACCUUAAUUAAGGACUUGUUUUAAAAGUCUUUUUGUCACUCCUUGUAAAAUUCUUUUCUUAGUAGAAAAAUUUUGCUUAUGGGAGCAUGGCUCCUGUAUUAUAAGGGAAAACUAAAGAGCACAUUUUAGGAUUUUAAUUGUUAAACAUUACCUUGUGCAUAUCACUGUACAUAAGUGUCAAUCGUGCCUAACCGCUCUAUCAAUGCUCCCCUCUAACCAAGGGGAAAGAAUCAGAAUGUCAGUUAUUUUUAUUAACUACAGAAAUUAAAAUUUUUAUUUGGUUUGUGUUAUUUCUGUCUGUUAGAAAAUACUAAUAAAGUAUUAACAAACAA
Messenger RNA from Apodemus sylvaticus (European woodmouse), 6463 nucleotides. It is a transcript of the gene Snx13, whose product is annotated as sorting nexin 13. The coding region runs from base 285 to 3194 and encodes 969 amino acids. Gene Ontology annotation, molecular function: phosphatidylinositol binding. Gene Ontology annotation, cellular component: early endosome. The record is from RefSeq and is a predicted model, not a curated record. Gene Ontology annotation, biological process: positive regulation of GTPase activity. Lineage: Eukaryota; Metazoa; Chordata; Mammalia; Rodentia; Muridae. The transcript has 26 exons.